Molecule: messenger RNA, 2510 nt
Organism: Paramuricea clavata
Lineage: Eukaryota; Metazoa; Cnidaria; Anthozoa; Malacalcyonacea; Plexauridae
Source: the annotation of a GenBank genome assembly
UUUAUAUUUUGCAAACAGAUCAACGCAUGUUUUGAGAGGGAAGGCGGAAAGCUCACAAAAAAUCAAGUUUUUAAGCAUUAAAACUCAAUAAAAUCAAGAAAUAUCAAUCGCAUUCAUCUAUAGAAGGUAAUAUUACUCAUUUAUUGUCUAUUUGGGCAAUGGAAAACACAUAAAAUUGAUGUUUUUUAGGCUCGCGUCGAAUGUCGAUGCGUGGCACUCACUGAGAUGGUUUUGAGCUUGAUUUAUAUUUGGUAUUUGGAGUAAAUAUAAACGUAAAUUAGCGAGGCAUUUGGCAGAAAUAGCUAAUGUUUUAUUUGUGUAGAGUAAUGAGGUGUUAGAUUCAAAAAUUCGAGUAGAAAUGAAACCAGUAAGAAUUUUUUUAUGCACAUUUUAAAUAAUUUAAUCAGAGAUAUUUUGACCCUUUCAAUUUCAAAAUAUAGCGAUGUCGAAUUUGAGUGAGGAGAACUUUUUCUUUCGCUUUGAAUUGUUAAAUCAAAUUUCCAUUGGCUAAAGUUUUUUUAAAACUAGGGAUUUCUUUGUUAAAUAUAUAGUUUUCAUUUGCAGAUUGGUUUCUUUGAUCAGUCGCAGUCUGUGACCCGGUUAUUUCUAUGAAAAUAUGAAAUAUUUCAAAUAUCAAAAGCUUUGUUACACGUAUGUUCUGUUCGUUUAGGAUGUCGAGAAGUGACGUACGCACAACAAAAGUUUACGUCGGCGGCUUACCACAUGAUGCUCGCAAGGAGGAAAUUGAACACGAGUUCUCUCGUUUUGGCAAACUUCAUGAUGUUUGGGUAGCCCGCAACCCCCCUGGAUUUGCCUUUGUUGAAUUUGUUGACGAACGAGAUGCUAAGGAUGCAUGUGACGAUUUGGACGGCAGGACAAUAUGUGGGAACCGUGUGAGAGUAGAGUUGUCACAUGGAAAAAGUCGGGGGAGAGGUCGUGGACGCGGAGGUGGCAGAGAUCGCCGUGAUGAUCGCUAUCAAAGUCGUCGUUAUGACGACAGAGGCCCACGGUAAAGUUUUUAGUACUGUUGAUUACCCUCGCAAUCAAUGUGUUUUGUUUGAUUUACAUCAUAUGCAAGUAAUAUUUUUGUUUUUUCAACAGCGUCUGCAUAUCCCCUAUUUCUAAUUUUCAUCUACAUUGCUACCAUCUGACAUGAAAUUCGACUGUCCUCUAACAAACCACAAAGGUCGACUAGUCUUUUUGAAAAUCAUCAAUUUUGACAAGUCGACAAAAGUUGCCAAGCUCUUCGCUUUCGACACGUCGUUAUAAAAGUUGCAGUCAACAGCUCAUCGACAGUGUAUCCGGCAAUUACUCAACUGCUACGUCAACAACUCUACAUUUGAGAUCAACCAACAUAGUAAUAGCCCUUUUCAACUUCUUCGCAACACAUCUAGUUCAAUUCGUCUUAGACAACCGUUGAGUGUCAUCGCCGAUAAUUUCUUAGACAACUAUCUGACGACUAAAAUUUCAACUAACACAUCACUGCCCAUGUUCGGCCCACACAAAGAGUCGUCCACUUGUGGAAACUACUGCUAGUCUUCAAUUGGGCAAAACUUCCAGCGCCGGCUUCAUACAAUUUCGAUACUACAACAUCUACUUCAACACACCAUGAUGCCCAAAUACACAUAGAUUUUUCAUCUCCGUUGAAGAAAGGUAUAUCAAUAAAGUUAAAACAAACUGUUCGUUUUGUUCUGAAUUUGUUUGAGAUUGGUGAUCCUAGGUGCAGUGGUUAGAUUCUAUGGUAGGCCCCAUAGCCCUGGCAGUCGUUAUGGAAGUCCACCUAGGCAAGGGUUAGGUUCCUACCAUUUUAAUAGUCAGAUGUGAGGAUCUGCCUUCAAAUAAUCAGCCUUGGUAAUCAAUGAUUUGUGGAUUAUUUCUCAACUAACUCUUAUUCAAUCUAGAACUUGGCGAAGUCGAUCAAGGUCCCCAGACCGACGCUAUUAAGAUCACAUAUGGUAAGCUUUACUUUUGUACUAAAUAAAUUCAAUCUAAGUAUGACCAGAUACAAUGUUUGUAAAAUUAACCCAUUGAGUUGCAUUGUACCCUAGGGGAAAGUGCUGGUACUGAAUGGUAACACCAUUAAGUUGCAUUGCACUAUCUUGUACACUAAUGGGUUAAUAUGGCCGUGGAAAUUCCCUAUAAAUUUUAAGGUUCUCAGACUAAAAUUUUAAUAUUUACUUUUUAGGUCUCUGCUGUAAAAUACGAAGACAAUACAUGGCUUUAGCUUCAUUCUGCCGAGCACUUUGUCCAAUUAUGAACUUUGUCUAAUUAUGAACUGUGUCUAUGACUAUGAACAUUUUGUUUUCGCUUUUAUCUUUGUAUAUGUUUUAUUAAAGUAAAUCUCUUAGUAAUGAUCUACUGUGCAUCAUUGUGUUUGUGUUCAACAAUAAAAUUCUUCAAGUUGCAAUGUUUCGUUGUAAUGUUUUCAUAAUACUAUUGGGGGGCCUCCAUUUUAUGCAAAAAAUUUGAAAUCGUGAAACGUUCCAAGUGGUGGGCAUCCUGACUCAGAG